AUGGUUAAUAAAUUAGAAAUAUUGCCAAAUGAGAUCUUUUUACAUAUAUUUUCUUAUUUAUCAUGGGAUGAUAUAUUAAUAUCACUAUGGUCAAUAAAUGAACGCAUUAAUUCUUUCAUUUGUUCGAUAUUUUCAAUAAAUAAAUAUGGAAUUAUAUUUAAUAAACCAGGUUUAUCAUAUAAAAAAUGUUCAUCGAUAUUAUUUCCAUUAAUAUUUAAUUCAUCAUCUCUUUGUUCGAAUAUAAAAUCCAUGUAUUUUGAUGGAAUUUAUUCAAUUCCUUUUGAUUUUAUUUAUGAAAAAUUUUUUUAUCAUAAUGAUAAACAAAGAAUUUAUUUUCCUAAUCUUAAAUCGCUUUAUAUAACUAAAUGUUUAUUAUCUCAACCAAUUCUUCAAAUCUUAUCAACAUUGAUCAAAUAUCAGUUAGAUGAACUUCUAUUAACAUUUCAUGGAGAUAUUAAUGAAAUAUUUGAUCAUACCGGAGAUUUGGUAUCUAAUAUUUCUAUUGAAAAAGAUAAAGAAAGAAUGUUUCAACAACUUUUAUGUCAAAUAUUUUCUGAUCAAUGUCAAUUAACAUCUUUGAAACUUAAUAUUAAAGAAAUAAUUGAUAGUGUUGAUCAAUGUUUAAAAUCACAUCCUUCUCUUCCAUCAAAAACAGUUUCAGAUGGAUUACAAUCUUAUUGUACAACUUUACGUCAUUUGGAUAUUCAUUUGAAUAAUGCAGAUUUUUUGGAAGAUAUUAUUGAACGUAUACCUAAUGUUGAACAAUUAUCAGUUGAUCUUAAAAAAUUACAACGUUAUUGGAGUCCCACUGAUUCCGAGCUUCAAAGUUUAAUACUUCCAAAUGGAAAUUGGUUUAAUAAAGUACCAAAAUUGAAAUGUUUUACAUUGAAGAGUUGUAUUUAUAAUGAUCUCGAGUUUACUUAUUUAAAAUGGCUUCUUAAUAAUAUUAAUCAUGUUACAAAACUUGAUAUUCAUUUAUAUAAUGACGAUGUUUGGAGAAAAGAUCAAACAAUAUGGAAAUCUAUUAUUGAUGCAAAUUUUAUUCGUCAAUAUUGUUUACCUGAUCAAAUCAUUAAUCUUCGAGAUUUCCAGUUUUAUAUUUGUAUACGGUAUCAAUUGUUAAUAAGUAAUAUUGAAAAAAUAAAAAAUUCUUUUCGAAUUCAUCCUUUCUUUAUUGAUCAUCAAUGGACAAAUGUUGAAUGUUUUUAUCAACAGAAAGGAUCAUAUCAACAUAUUUUUUCUUCUACUUUGAGAAAAUUACAAUUUUUUGAUGCUUUGAUGGAUCAUCCGAUUCUCGUAGAAUGGUUACCUGCUCAUGUUAAAAUUUAUUUGCGUCCAUCAAUUUAUUUAUUUUUUGAGCAAUUCAAUAAAUUAUGUCCUAAUGCUUCCUGUAUCACAUUUAUUUCAGGAUGCUCUCCUGAAUAUUUAGAAAGAUUAAUGGCAUUGUCAACAUUAUUCCAAACCCAACAACUAAAUAUAAAUAAUAUUCAAUUUCAAAAUGUUACAAAACUUCGACUUGGACAUAUGUAUAAUCGUCGUUUUCCACAUCUUGAAAACUUUAGAGAUGAAUAUAAAACACUUGCCAAAAUAUAUGCUCAUAUUAUUUCAAUGUGUACUCAACUUAGAUAUCUUUCUGUCUCAAAAUUUGAAUGGUUAUUAUAUAUUAUUGAAUAUGCAUUUGAUGAUUUGCGAAAGGAUGCAUUAAGUGCUGUUCAAUAUGCUGAGUUUGGCAUUACAAGUUGUAAUUUUGGUUAUAAUGAAUCCGUUCAUGUUGGUAAACAUCUUGUAUCGGUUCUUGGUACUUUUAUGCCUCAUUUAAAAACAUUAUGUCUUUGGAGGUUGGAUGAUUUUCCAUGGACAUCAAUUCGACCAGAUAUUCCUUCAAGAAGAUAUGGGAUUUUAAUUCUACGAUGGCAAAAAACUUUACGAACAUCUGAAUCAAUUCUUCAACAUGUACGUGUUUUUGAAGAAGAUCUUUGUGAGUUAGUUGAACAAUUAAAAGGGCUGGUCUACUUAAAUAUUUAUGGUAAAACUUCAUACAAAAAAGUUGAACUAUAUCGUUUAAUGGUUCAAAAUCGUUUUCCAAACAGUCAUAAUGAUAUUCAAACAUCAAGAUUUCGUCUUUGGAUAUGA
This is a messenger RNA of Rotaria sordida, 2133 nucleotides long. NCBI's taxonomy places the organism in Eukaryota, Metazoa, Rotifera, Eurotatoria, Philodinida, Philodinidae. The record is from the annotation of a GenBank genome assembly.